AUCUGGAUGGCGGUGAGGAGCAGGCAUCUGUAAGGCGAUUUUUCGUUUUUUCUCCCCCUGGUUAAACAUGGAGCGAUUUGUUUCAAAUGUGAAACGCUUCACAGAGAACCUGCUGAAUAAACAGCAGACAAGUUAUGAUGAGACGAUAGAGCAGCUUUUUUCUGAAAUUUCUGGCCUAGAGGAUUCCCAUCAAAUCCUGGAUCCACAGCUUGAGGAGUGUGCCAUCCAGCUGUGGAACUGGGCAGUUACUAAACAUGUGGGCACAUCCAUUAACAAAAAUCAAAAAGCAAAAGUGCGUCAUGUGGCAUGCAGUCUGCUGUACUGCUGUGAGCCUGAGAGUCCAGCAGAGGGCAUCCUCCGCAAGCAGAUCUUGAUGGCCAGCAAGACAGGAAGAACUUGGCUGGACUGUAUGAAACCCCAGAUAGCAGAUAACUUCUUUAGACUAGCUGUCCAGAGCCUGGAAACCCUCUAUAGCCGACUGACAUCCAGAGGUGAUGGAACAUUUGACAUCAACACAUGCAAAGGUGAUGUUGAGAAAGAUCUGCUUCGAAUCAUCUCAUACCAGGCAGAAUCGGCAAUAAGCCAGGGGAAUAACCAUGAUGCUGUGGCCUUGAUGCAGCGCUGUAAAGACAUGCUGCUGCGGCUGCCCAAAGAGACUGGAUAUCUCUCCCUUUUGUGCUAUAACUUUGGAGUAGAUGCUUACAAUUUGAGAAAGUUUGAGGACAGUUCGUUUUGGUUGAGCCAAAGCUACGACAUUGGGAAGAUAAAUGUGAAAUACUCCCCUGGAACUGAGGUCCAGGCUAAGGUCUUAAGGCUCCUUGCAACUGUUUAUUUAAAGUGGGACUGUCAGCGGUUUCAGGAGAAGGCUCUCAAUGCUGUAAGCUUAGCCAACAAGGAAUGUGUGAGUUCCUCUGGGCUAUAUCUAAAGAUCAGAAUACUGGUGAGAUGCGGGGCCUCAGAUGACCUUAUCAGAGAAGGACUUAAUGAGAUGCUGAAAUCUGAUGUUCCUCUUGAGGUGUUUCUGAGCUCAGUGAAGCUCCUCAUGUCUGAGGACAGAGAGAUGGAUGCAUUUGACUAUUUGAAAUGUGUAUGUCAGCGUUUUGAGUCAUCCCCUGAGCUGGGAACUGCUCUUGUCCUGCACAUUGAGCUACUGUUGCAGAGAGGCAAAGAGCUGCUGGGGAAACAGAAAAUAGAAGAUAUCAUCACUGGUCAUUAUACAGGUAAACAGCUGACUCCCCAGGCACUUACAAGUCUACAUCUCAUGCUGUGGGACAAAGCCUCCAAACACUUUGAGGCUAAGAACUACUCAGAGGCUCUGCAGUGGUAUAACUACUCUCUGAGUUUCUACAAGGCAGGUCAGAUGGAGCCCAACCUGGCCAAACUGCAGAGGAACAGAGCUUCCUGUCUCCUGCAGUUACAGCAGCUGGAAAAGGCCAAAGAAGCAAUUAAAGAGGCAGAGCGAUGUGAUCCUGACAGCAUUUUUACUCAGUUCAGUGUUUACAAGAUUGCGGUGCUGGAGAACAAUGUAGAGAAAGCCGCAGAGGCUGUGAAUACAAUGGGACUUCUGGCCAAGAAGAGUCCUGUGAGCAAUGAGGACAAACUGCUUGUAUCUGAGAAUGCUGCUUCCAAUCUCCUCAGUCUGGCGGCACAGAUUGCUUUGGAGAAUGGACAGCAGGAUGCAGCCAUGAAGGCACUGGAGAGUUUGUGUGAAAACUCGAAAGAUGAAGCUCAGGUUGUGACUGCUCUCAGGUGUUUGGUUCGACUUGUGCUCUCCGCAAUAGACAAAGCCAGUGAUGAUAUGAGGAAUGCAAAUCUGGAUGUCCUGCUGUCAUAUCUAAAAAUAGCUCUACAGAAAGUUUCAUAUCGCAGCCCUGAGCCUUGCAUGGCUGUUGAGCAACGGGCAGAGGAGGCUAACUGGUUCAGGAAGAUUGCCUGGAACUCUGCUCUGCAGUGCGAGAGCAGCCCUGACAGAAUGAGGGAUUUCUUUGUGCUCUCUUACAAGUUCUCCCAGCUGUGUCCACCCGAUCGCACAGUGCUUAUGUGCCAGAAGACGUGCCUACUUAUGGCUGCCGCUGCUUCUUUGGAAGUGUGCAGGAAAUCGCCUGGCUCUUCCCAGACCGAGGAGCUCACUCAGGCACUGGAGCACAUUCAGAUCUGUUGGGAGGUCUGGAAGACUCUGAAAGCUUCAGGAAGCUUCCCUAUGGACCCAACUGACACAUUGCUGCUCUUGUAUGAAUUUGAGGCUCGUGCCAAGCUGAAUGACAGCAAGGUUGAGACAGUACUGGAGUCUGUCCUUGAGCUUGAAAAUGUUGAAGUCAAAGUACUAGAGACCAUUGCAGCUUUAGCCAUGGAGCCUCCUGCCCACUUCCCUGUGCUGUGUAAGAAGGCCUUAAGGAUUGUUCUGUCUCUGCACAAGAAACAACCACAGGCUGACCUGAGCCGUUGCAGCCAGUAUGUCCACAGCCUGAUCCAGCUGUCCCUCCCCAGCGGUGUGUCGGAGGUGGAGGCCCGUGUGCUCGAGGAAGUCUGGGGCUACUACGAGGAGGCCCUGUCCAUCAUUGCAGCCGCACCGGAUGACUUCCCAGAGAUGGAGACACUGUGGUUGCUGACUCGAGCCUGGAAUACAGGCAUCUUGCUGUACAGCUUGGCCCAGUACCCUGAGGCGGAAAAGUGGUGUGGCCUGGGCAUGAGCUUCCUCCGCCACCUGGGCUCCCUGCAGGAGAGCUACCAGACACAGAUGUCUGGCCUCUACAGUGAAGUCCUGGACAGGUUGAACAGAGCCAAGAGGAACCAAAUCAUGGAGGAAUAACCAAAGUAGGGGAGGACAGCUUUUAGAUGGUGUUAAAUGUUAACAGUGAACUUAAAUUUACUCAGUUCCUUUAGGCUGUUACAGUUGGAUGUUGUCAUUCAUAUUUUGGUUAAAUGUUAAUGACACAUGUAAUCAUUUUCUAAAACCACCAAGUUAGUUAAGGUGGAAUAACAAGCAAAUCAAAAUCAUAACCGAGUCACAUAUUUUAUUAUUUUCAAACAAAUAAACUCUUGUCAAGUCCCAAAAUAAAACCCAAACCAAAGUUGCAGGAGUGUGUUCCCUCAUGACUAGGACAGGGAAGACCAUGUGGUCAAGUGUCCUG
This is a messenger RNA of Myripristis murdjan (pinecone soldierfish), 3131 nucleotides long. It is a transcript of the gene tex11, whose product is annotated as testis expressed 11. Lineage: Eukaryota; Metazoa; Chordata; Actinopteri; Holocentriformes; Holocentridae. Gene Ontology annotation, molecular function: protein binding. The transcript is spliced from 29 exons. The coding region runs from base 68 to 2809 and encodes 913 amino acids. Gene Ontology annotation, biological process: meiotic cell cycle. The record is from RefSeq and is a predicted model, not a curated record.